CACUACAACGCCUCGGUGCCCGAGCACCGGCUGGAGCAGUACGUGCUGUACAUGGUGAACGCGGAGGGUUAUCGCACCUGCAACACCAGCCAGGGCUUCAAGCGCUGGGAGUGCAACCGGCCCCACGCGCCCCACAGCCCCAUCAAGUUCUCGGAGAAGUUCCAGCGCUACAGCGCCUUCUCACUGGGCUACGAGUUCCGCGCGGGGCAGGAGUACUACUACAUCU
Acanthisitta chloris (rifleman) is the source of this 226-nucleotide messenger RNA. RefSeq names its product ephrin-A3-like. The transcript has a single exon. Gene Ontology annotation, biological process: axon guidance; ephrin receptor signaling pathway. The record is from RefSeq and is a predicted model, not a curated record. Gene Ontology annotation, cellular component: plasma membrane. Gene Ontology annotation, molecular function: ephrin receptor binding. Lineage: Eukaryota; Metazoa; Chordata; Aves; Passeriformes; Acanthisittidae. The annotation marks the transcript as partial.